AUGCGGCCACCACCCAGCUCGACAAGACUACUACGGAGAGCCCUCUCCAUCGUCGUGCUCGUCGCCUGCGCGGCCGGCGCAAGCGCCGACGCCGUCGACGACCGUCUCGCGGCCAUGUCCAUCAAGGAGCUCCGCCAUCUCGCGCGCAACCUCGGCGCCGCCGACGAGAUGCCGCGCGGCGUCGUCGAGAAGGGCGAGGUCGUCGCCGCGCUGGCGCCGAUCCUCCGCUACGAGGAGGCGAGGCGGCGGGAGAAGGACCGCCGCGGCUGGUUCUCGUUCGCGCUCAAAUACGGCCUCAUCGCCGCCGCGGUCUGCCUCUUCUCGCAGCCCCUGCUCGUCGCCACGAGCUCGGGCCGCGCGGCCUUCGCGGCCGAGUACGCCGAGCGCGUGAACUUGGCCGAGUACGCCUGGCGCGCGGGCUCGCCGCGCGCGGCGGCGCUCGUCGUUCUCACGGGUUUGUGCGACGCCGCGACGUACUACCUGCGGCUGAGCGUGCUCGUGUCCUGGGUCGCGCCGGCGAACUCGUGGCUCCGCCGGUUCAUCUCGCCGCUGCCGAGCCUGGCCGUCGACCCGGCGAUGGCCAUGGGCGCGUCGUCGGGCUUCCAGGUCAACCUCGCGCCCAUGCUCGCCAUCUGGGUCCUCGGCUACGCCAAGGGCGCCAUCUCGCGGUCCGUCGGCCGCACCAUGCAGACGGUCCACCAGAGGAACCGCGCGAACCGGAAGAAGCGCAACUAA
Aureococcus anophagefferens is the source of this 735-nucleotide messenger RNA. RefSeq lists its product as hypothetical. The transcript has a single exon. NCBI's taxonomy places the organism in Eukaryota, Pelagophyceae, Pelagomonadales, Pelagomonadaceae. The record is from RefSeq and is a predicted model, not a curated record. The coding region runs from base 1 to 735 and encodes 244 amino acids.